Phacochoerus africanus (Common warthog) is the source of this 1463-nucleotide messenger RNA. It is a transcript of the gene KLHDC1, whose product is annotated as kelch domain containing 1. Lineage: Eukaryota; Metazoa; Chordata; Mammalia; Artiodactyla; Suidae. Gene Ontology annotation, molecular function: protein binding. The record is from RefSeq and is a predicted model, not a curated record.
GCCUUCCCACCAAUCUCGACCCUCGACGCGUUCCGUUCGUGCGUGGAGGAGCCGGGCGGGAGGAGAGGCCGCUCCGUGGGCAAGGGGCUGCGGCGCGCCGACCGGCCGGCCCCAGCGACGGUGCGGAUGGCGGACUCACAGCUGUUCUGUGUGGCCGAGGAGCGCAGCGGCCACUGCGCGGUGGUGGACGGAAAUUUCCUCUACGUGUGGGGGGGCUACGUGUCUAUUGAAGACAAUGAAGUAUAUUUGCCUAAUGAUGAGAUUUGGACCUAUGAUAUUGAUAGUGGGUUGUGGACAAUGCACCUCAUGGAAGGAGAACUCCCAACCUCCAUGUCAGGAAGUUGCGGUGCUUGUAUUAAUGGAAAGCUGUAUGUUUUUGGAGGAUAUGAUGACAAAGGAUACAGCAACCGACUUUAUUUUGUUAAUUUGAGAACAAGAGAUGGAACCUACAUUUGGGAAAAAAUCACCAACUUUGAAGGUCAGCCACCCACACCACGUGAUAAACUUUCCUGCUGGGUAUAUAAGGACAGAUUAAUAUAUUUUGGUGGCUAUGGGUGUAGGAGACACAAUGAACUCCAAGACUGUUUUGAUGUUCAUGAUGCAUCUUGGGAAGAGCAGAUAUUCUGGGGAUGGCAUAAUGAUGUUCACAUAUUUGAUACAAAGACACAGAGUUGGCUACAACCAGAAAUUAAAGGUGGAGUUCCACCUCAACCACGAGCCGCACACACGUGUGCAGUUCUUGGAAAUAAGGGCUAUAUCUUUGGCGGUCGUGUUUUGCAAACUAGGAUGAAUGAUUUGCAUUAUCUAAACUUAGAUACCUGGACCUGGUCUGGAAGGAUUCCCGUUAAUGGAGAAAACCCCAAACAUCGGUCAUGGCAUACCUUAACACCAAUAGCAGAUGAUACGCUUUUCCUAUUUGGUGGACUAAGUGCAGACAAUGUUCCACUAAGUGAUGGUUGGAUUCAUAAUGUCAUAACAAAUUGUUGGAAACAACUAACACAUUUACCUAAAACAAAACCCAGGUUAUGGCACACAGCCUGCUUAGGAAAAGAAAAUGAAAUAAUGGUAUUUGGUGGGAGCAAAGAUGAUUUACUGUCCUUGGAUACAGGUCAUUGUAAUGAUUUACUGAUCUUUCAAACACAGCCUUAUUCACUACUCAGGUUAUGCCUUGACUGCAUUGGUAAAAAUGCUAUCAUUUUAGAAAGUCAGAUAUCUUUAUUACCUCCAAAACUUCUCCAACAAGUACUCAAAAAAAUAACAUUUUGGACUGCAGCUAAUCACCGAGAAGAACAAAGGGCCCAAAAAGAAGAAACCGAAAAUAAGUAUCAGUGGAUCAGUGGCAAUUAAGUUGUUAUAUAUUCUAUACAUUUAAUAUGUUCAAACAUUGUAAUCAGACUGUAUAUUUACCUCCCUCUCAAAUUGGAGGCUUUAUUUAGAGGAUAAAGUUUGAAACAAAAAUUCUA